Messenger RNA from Colius striatus (speckled mousebird), 597 nucleotides. Its product is annotated as keratin-associated protein 16-1-like. The transcript has a single exon. The record is from RefSeq and is a predicted model, not a curated record. Bases 1 to 597 code for a protein of 198 amino acids. NCBI's taxonomy places the organism in Eukaryota, Metazoa, Chordata, Aves, Coliiformes, Coliidae.
AUGCAGUACCAUCAAGGCAACAGCCACCAGAACUUGUGCCACGACGGCUCGGAUUGCGGCGAGAAGGGCUGGACGUGGCAGAGUUCCGCAGGAUGCUGCCACGAGAACCCCGUGUCUCCCUGCCACAACCCCGGCAGCCUCAGCCACGACAUUGAGGGGUCCUGCCAGAGCGUGCCACAAGGCUGCCAGUCCGUGGAGCCGUGCCCACCCCUGAGCUGCUCCCCACCACAGCAAAGCUGCAGCCCUGGCAAGCCUCGGCGGCGGGUGGAGGUGAGCCACGUGCAGCCCAUCUGCCCCCCACCCGUGAAGAUCCACCGCCGGCCCCUGCAGCAGCACCGUCCAGCCCUGCACUGCCAGGAGCAGCAGUGCUGUGGCAAACCACGGAGGAGGGUGGAGCAGUGUCCUGUGGAGGAUGCCUGUCCCCCCGUGGUGCUGCACCCCCUGCCCCCCCCGCUGCAGCACCGCUGCCCCUGCGUCCCAUCCAGCUGCCCAGCUCUCCAGCACUGCCGCCCAGCCGCUGUGCCCCUGCCCCUGCCUCCCAGCCAGCACCAGCAAAAAAAGGUCACUCUGCUGCCACCCUGUCUGCAGAAGAAAUGA